Messenger RNA from Chaetomium fimeti, 1941 nucleotides. Its product is annotated as Mdm33 family-domain-containing protein. The record is from RefSeq and is a predicted model, not a curated record. The transcript has a single exon. Bases 214 to 1827 code for a protein of 537 amino acids. Gene Ontology annotation, cellular component: mitochondrial inner membrane. Lineage: Eukaryota; Fungi; Ascomycota; Sordariomycetes; Sordariales; Chaetomiaceae. Gene Ontology annotation, biological process: inner mitochondrial membrane organization.
CUCGGCACUUCGGACCUCCUCACCUCCUGUCAAUAUCCCGGGGUUAGGGUUGUGACCAUUCGGCCAAAGACCGAAGGUAGGCGGUGAGGCAUGCCGGCGGCAGAAUCCGGCUUUGGGCCUGCAUUGAUUGAUCCCGUCCGCCGAGGCCUCACGACAACCGAAUCCGCACGUUGAGGUUGAGGUUUUAAGCCUGUCGGGCGCGUUGCAAGUCCAAUGUCGGCCCACACAGCGUUGCGCCUCGCUGCGCGCCCCCUGCAACGACCGACCCUUCUUCAUCAAUUGGUGGCCACCUCGGUUCAAAAACCUCUAUCGAAUCGCCCGUCAAUAUGCCUGCGUUGCAGCAUUCCCGCCCACCCCCGGUCCGGCCCCGGUCGAGCCCAUCUCUUCUCGACCGCCCCGCCGCCACCACGACAGCCGCCGCCGCCGGAGCCAACUCCUGAAGACACCACCACCAAACCGGAGCCGGAACUAGCCACCCCGGGAGACUCCCCAUCACAAGCAUCGCCGCCACCCCCCGAACAAGCCAUACAACUACCCCCACCCGACCCCGAGCCGAGCCCCUCUCCCACCACCACCACGACCCCCUCCGAAUCACCCUCACCAGAGGAGUCGUCUUCUGAGAGGCCGUCCCCAGAGAAACCGUCCCCAGAGAAACCGUCCCAAGAACAACCCCCCGAACCCGACUCCCCCACCGGUCCUCGCCCGCAAGCCAACGAGCAACAACCCCCCUCACAGGACCCCUCCCUCCCCUCCUUCACCGAAACCCACCGGCACCCGCUCUCCGCCCGCUUCAGCACCUUCAUGGACAACCUCCAAUCGCGCAGCGUCAACGCCACCCAGGCCAUCAACGACCUGACCGGCUACACCUCCAUCGAAGCCAUCAAAGCGCGCAACACCCAACUCGAAACCGAGCACGCCACCGCCCAACAGCGCCUACACGCCGCGCGGCACAACUACAAGAGCCUCACCUCCCACCGCGCCGCCACCCAGCGCGAGGUGACCACCCUGCUCGCGCGCAAGGACACGUGGAACCCGGCCGACCUGGAGCGCUUCACGACGCUGUACCGGCUGGACCACGAGCUCGAGACGCAGGUCAGCGCCGCGGCCGAGGAGCUGACCGAGGCCGAGACGGACGAGGCGCGCCUGGGCGGGGAGCUGAACGCGGGCAUCCUGAAGCGCUACCACGAGGAGCAGAUCUGGAGCGACCGCAUCCGGCGCCAGUCGACCUGGGGCACGUGGGGCCUGAUGGGCGUGAACGUGGUGCUGUUCUUGGUGCUGCAGUUUGUGGCCGAGCCGUGGAGACGGCGGAGGUUGGUUAACGGGAUUGCGGAGAGUGAGAGGGGGGUUAUGGACGAGGUUCGCAGGGAGCUGGCGGAGGUGCGUGUCGCGCUGGAGGCGAGUGGGUUGAGGGAGCGGGAGGAGGCUCGGGUGGCGGCGGCGGCGGCGGCUGCUGCUGAUGGUGCUGAUGGUGCUGGUACUGCUGAUGCUGCUGAUGCUGCUUCGUGGCCUGAGGAGGCUGAAUCCCAGCCCCAUGGUGUGGCUGGUGACGUUGGGAAUACCACCACCACCACUGCAGCUGCUGCUGCUCCUGCGAUGGCGGCACCCGUGGAGGCCGAGGAGUGGAAAGCGCCAGCGAAACCGUGGAAGGAGUUGCUCGUGGACUUUUGGGAGGAUCCGGAGUUGCUCCGGGAGGCCGUCUUGGAUUUGUCCAGCGACAGGAGGAUAGACUUGCGGAUGCGCGAUGCGUCACUCAUCGCCCUCCAAGGGGCGGCGGCCGGAGCAACCGUGGCCGUGGUGCUCGCGUUCUCGUUGUUGCGCAACCCAUGAUGCAUCCCCUUAUCCACCACUAAGCGUGUUGUAAUAAAACUGACUACAUAUAGACUCCUGACUUAUGUACAAUAUUUAAGCCUAUAUAUAUAGACUUGCUUAGACCUCCACACC